UUUUUUUUUAAAGAAUAUGUAGGCCAAGUUAACUAAUAAGUAAAAGUAAAAACAUAACAAAAUUGCAUAAAUUGUACUAGCAACAGUUUGGUUAGUGGAUAUUCUCUCAUGCAAUGCCAGUGUCGGAAUCAUUCUCCUGUGUGUUCAAAUACACUCUGGCCGUGUUGACGUCCCACGACGGCCAGGCAGCGCUUUGUCCCAACGACCACGGUACUUCUAGACGUAGCCUCGCCCUAGCUGCCGCUGCGGCUAACAAAGACUGUGUUCUGUCACACAUAUGCUUCACUCUCAAUGUAGAUUCGGUUUUAGGCAACUUAGCACAGCUAAGCUACGUGGGACAGGACGUUCACCGUAUUCCGCCGAUUCUGUCCAAGUUGUACGGAUCUCGAGUUCAAGCUCUAGACCUGAGUUAUAACUCGCUCACCAAUCUAAAUGAACUCGCCAACUUUUCACAACUCACAGAACUUGUGCUGGACAAUAAUCAGCUGAGUGACUCGCUGGUGCUUCCCCCACUACCUGCUCUGCACACCCUCUCUCUCAACAAGAACAAUAUUACCAAUCUUGACCUGUUACUGACAAAAAUCGAUCAUAACUUGCCUAGACUGAGGUACUUGAGUUUACUGGGCAAUGUAGCUUGUCCCAACCAGCUCUCUGACAGCACCAAAGAUGACGAUGACUACCAGAGAUACAGGUACUAUGUGUUGUAUCGGCUUCCUGGGCUACAGUUUUUGGAUUCACGACCGACUUCCGACCAUGAACGGGAGGAGGCUCGUCAAAGAGGAAAGUUCAUGAAGAUUGUUCGGCCGGCCAUUACUAGCUCAUCUAGAAGUCCACUGGACUACGAUGAUGAUGAACCUUCUUUUGCGGAUUAUUCUCCUCUUCCACCAGCAUCAAGGGACGGCAAAGACCAUCAAGGAAUGUAUGGAAGAUGUAGAUUUAGAUACAUCGGAAAGCACUCAGAAGGGAACCGCUUCAUUCAGAAUAACGACCUUUAGUUAAAGUGUCAAAGUAAGAAUCAUUUCAGAUUAAGACUUAAAACUCGUAAUAGUUAAAAAUAAUAUCUAAGACCAUUCUCUAACUUUUUUAUCCUUGUAUUUUUUGUAUUUUUUUAUCCAAGCUUUUUAUUUUUAUUUUAGUGAAGAGGAAUUUUAAUAUCUUUAAAAUAAUCAGCGCAAACUUGUAAAGGGGGAUGGAUGACGAGUAUUUAGUGUUUAAUCAAACCUGAACCAGCUUUAUAAGUGCUUACUUUUUUUCAACAUACAUAAGAGCGAUGUAGUUUGAUUUUGAUAUUUUACAAUAUUAAAAUAUGUUAUCUUCCACAUAACUAAAUCAGGUACUUUCAAGUAUUUUUCAAGGGUGUACCGGUAUUAACAAAAUAUAGUAAUGUCUAAUACUUUUAUAGCAUGUUUAGUUAUUGUUCUGUUAAGUUUGUUAUGAAUCUCCAGUGGUAAAAUUAUGAGGUUUGGUAUUUUUUAUACAUUUUGUUAUUUUAUAUCUUAUGAUAUUUUCUAUUAAAAUAAGAAUAUAUAUGUUAUUGUUUAGUCUUAUAUUUUAUUUUACAUGUUAAAAUGUAUAUAUCGAACAAUGUUUGGCUUGUAUAGUUAUUCAAGUCUUUAUAUUCUGAAUACAUUUUAAAUGUUAAAAAUGUUAAGUAAGGUGGUGUAGAUGGGUGAAUAUCUGUUGGUUAGUUCAUUGAUUUUGCAACCUUCUAUGGUUCUAAAAUGUCAUUAAGGAAUAUACGUUUUCAGUAGUGAUGUGACGAGUUGAGUUGGCGAGUCGAGUUGACUCGAGUCAAGACCCGAGUCGAGUCAUCUCAUUCACAACUCGAGUUGGUACGAACUCGUACGGAGAUUGCCGAAGCUACACGAACUCGUAACGUUAGGAGUCCGACUCGCAAAAGCCGAGUCAAGAAACCGAACUCAUGCGGAGAAAGCCGAACCUUAACAAACUCGGGACGUAACGAGUUGACUCGAGUUUACUCGCACUCGCUUUUGGCCAAUAGCGUCACAGCUUUACGAGUCAACUCGCAUAGAUUCAACGCUAUUGGCGGAACGCGAGUUGAGUUGACUCGUAUAACUGAAACCCUAUUGGCGGAGUGCGAGUAUAACCCUUCACGAUCCACAAAAAGAACUCGUACGGAGAAUGCUGAACUUACACGAACUCGGAACGUCUCGAGUCGAGUCGACUCGACUCGUAAAGCUGAUACGCUAUUGGCCGCUACCGAGUCUGCCGACUCGCAAAACUAUAACCCUAUUGGUCGACCCCGAGUCGUUGCAGACUCACAUGAUGCAUUGGUUUUGGGUCGAGUUUCGAGUUGAGUCUGACUCGACUCGUGAGUUCACGGCAGUUGGCGAGUCGAGUCAGGAAAGUACCCGACUCGUCACAUCACUAGUUUUCAGACUGUUUAUCAGCAUUAAUUUACUUAGUCAAUUGUAUUAAUAGGCUUUAAAAGACUUUUUAUUCUUUAUGUUUGGCUAUAGGUUUAUGUACAAGAAAUGUUUCCCACAUUAUUAAGCACCAAUGCAAUAUUUAUUUACCUAAAUUCGUUUACUGCUCAUUUUACAUAUUUGGAGUGAGUCCUAUUAUUCUUGUUUGGAAUAAAGUAGGUUAAUUUUUAUUUGACACAGUAAGUAAAAUACAAUUACAGACAAUCAUUGUAGUAUACUUUGGGACCUGAGGCCUUAAACGUAUUUCCAAGUUUAAGUACAAAAAUAUUCUAAAAUAAACAAUAUUUUUAUCAUUGCAUGUAUAUAAUACAUAUAUUUUGUAAUAGUGUGUUCCGUCCUCUUAUAUGAAUACUUAUUUCACUAAUAAAAUAUGGUU
Macrosteles quadrilineatus (aster leafhopper) is the source of this 2823-nucleotide messenger RNA. RefSeq names its product leucine-rich melanocyte differentiation-associated protein-like. Gene Ontology annotation, biological process: melanocyte differentiation. Lineage: Eukaryota; Metazoa; Arthropoda; Insecta; Hemiptera; Cicadellidae. The coding region runs from base 114 to 995 and encodes 293 amino acids. The record is from RefSeq and is a predicted model, not a curated record. The transcript is spliced from 6 exons.